AUGGCUCCGAUGCAGCAUCAUCCCCACCACGCGCAGCAGGGCCCUCCUCCCCAUCACCUUCAGCAGCCGCGACCCUCGAGCAUUGUACAUCAGCAACAUCAUCAGCAACAGGCUCCUCCUCCUCAAGCUCAACAUUCCAACGCAUACCCUCCCUCCCACGGUCUACCCCAAUACACACAGCAGAGCGCGCCUGGGCCUGGAGGACAGCAUCCACAGGAGGGUUUGCCAUACUACUCGACGCACCCAAGUCCAUAUAGUACUCCCAGCGCGUCAGGAACCUAUUCUUCAGCUGCACCAGAGACUCCAGACAUAAUGGCAGCGGCUCAGAUGGGGUCGCGUCCAUAUCCCCCAAUCUCAUACCAUACUCCGCAGUCGAAUUCUCCAGCGUCAGUCGCGUCGCCUUCAGCUCACGAUCAACGGCACAACAUGUAUGGCGCGCCUGCUUCGCAGCUGCAACAAAAUCCGCAGAUGUACUAUGGAGGGCCUCAACAACCCCAAUACCCACCACCGAUGCCGCCACAAGGAAAUCCAUCUCCAUAUGGCGCGCCACAUCCACAACAACAUCAGCAGCAGCAACAACAACACCCUGCGAUGACUUCGCAGCCAAACUUGUUAAUGUCGCACACUCCAAACCAACAUCAGAUGCAGCAGCAACAGCAGCAGCACCCGGGCCAACACGCACAGCAAAGUAUAAACGGCAGUCCAAGAACAAAGAUGGAACCGCAUGUGCCACAGAUGAACCGUCAGCCCACCGCGCCCUUGGGACCCCCUCAACAUCCUACAAACGGGGCUCAAAUGCAACAGCAGCAGAACAACAAUGUUCCAGGGGCGGGUGGUGUCAACCCCAAUGCCGCGCCGGGUCCAAUUCCUGCAACCACGCCUUUGGUCGUACGCCAAGACAACAACGGUGUUCAAUGGAUCGCAUUUGAAUAUUCUCGCGAUCGCGUCAAGAUGGAAUACACAAUUCGGUGCGACGUGGAAUCUGUCAAUGUUGAUACCUUGACCCCAGAGUUCAAAACGGAGAAUUGCGUGUAUCCACGCGCUUGCUGCAGCAAAGAUCAGUACCGAGGCAAUCGCUUAGUGUACGAGACCGAGUGUAACACAGUCGGCUGGGCUUUGGCUGAAUUGAACCCCUGUCUGCGCGGGAAACGAGGCUUGAUCCAAAGAGCGGUCGACAGCUGGAGAAAUAGCAAUCAAGAUCCUCGACUACGAAGUCGACGCGUUCGAAGAAUGGCAAAGAUCAAUAACCGCAAGGCGAACAGCCAGACUCCAACUCACCCUCCUCACAUGUCCGGCCCCGCAGGACCAACUGGGAUGCCACCCGCUCAAAACAUGGGCCCUGGCAGCGGAAGCAUGCCAAAGCCAAACAUGGGUGGUCCAAUGGGACCUGGUAUGCACCACCACCACGCUCAUCAAGAUGGAAGUGCACAAGCAGGUGAUGAAGUCGGUGAAGAUGAUUACUCCGAUGAAAAUACUCACCACCACCAUCAAGCUCCUAAUGGCACUCCAGGAAGUGGUGAUGAUGUUAGACAAGCUCAUGCGUAUCCAGGCCAACCCGGGUCUUAUCCUCCAAGUCAGAAUGUAGGUGGUGCUUCCGUAGCUCCUUCCAUGUAUGCGCAACAUGUUGGUCCUGGUUCUUCACAAAGUGGCCCGAUUACUGCAUCGUCGAGGUCUCAUGCAAAGGCAGAACUUGAUGAAGAAGAGCGGAUUUUGUUAUUUGGUGAUAUUCCAGUGGCGAAGAAACGAAAGUUUAUUGUCGUUGACGAUCCAACCAAAGGUGCUAGGACACGAGUGAGGGUCACGCUUGACACCGUUGACAUCAAGGAGAUUCCAGAUUCUUUUCGAAGAAGUAAUUCGGUUUACCCUCGAAGCUGGUUUCCACUGGAGAUGCAAAGCCCGCCUCCUAGCGCAAGAGGUAGUCGAUUCUUUGAAAAUGAAGAUUAUGACGAUGCGGUUGAGGUCGAAGCCUCUGGUAGCUCACGUGGUGGGCGCAAAGAACGCGGCCGGAACACUACGAAAGUGCCACUGGCUGAUGGUGGGGAAGGAGAAGUUGAAAUUCCUAGGAUAAGACGAAGUGUUCGUACCAAAGAAGUUCGACUCAACGAUUUGGGUUACAGGAUGACAUGGCAUCAGAGUAGAGUGUUUGCGGAUAAGACGGUGUUUUUGCAGAAAGCUUUGGACGCCUACCGCAACAAAGUACGUUCUGUAAUGGAAUCAACCGGCAAGGAUGUCCCAACCACUGCACCACACUUCGAAACACGUGUUGGGAAGAGGACUUGGAACGACCGAUCUAAGAGAGAGAGACGAGAUGACUCUUGA
Molecule: messenger RNA, 2319 nt
Organism: Glarea lozoyensis ATCC 20868
Lineage: Eukaryota; Fungi; Ascomycota; Leotiomycetes; Helotiales; Helotiaceae
Exons: 4
Coding region: 1-2319 (772 amino acids)
Source: RefSeq, a predicted model, not a curated record